AUGAUCAGCUGCAUGAUUAAGGAGAUCUCUGAUACACACACGCGGAAGCGACAGCAGCGCAGUAAGACAUACUUCCCUUCAUUGGGUCGGCGUAUUUCGCCGCAGGGUCAGACUGGGGCGCAAGGUCUUUUUAACAGCUGGAAGGCCUCUUUUGCCGCCGCACUAUAA
Molecule: messenger RNA, 168 nt
Organism: Plasmopara halstedii
Lineage: Eukaryota; Oomycota; Peronosporomycetes; Peronosporales; Peronosporaceae
Exons: 2
Coding region: 1-168 (55 amino acids)
Source: RefSeq, a predicted model, not a curated record